Molecule: messenger RNA, 3553 nt
Organism: Dicentrarchus labrax (European seabass)
Lineage: Eukaryota; Metazoa; Chordata; Actinopteri; Moronidae
Gene: cyldl
Product: cylindromatosis (turban tumor syndrome), like
Exons: 15
Coding region: 328-2616 (762 amino acids)
Biological process (GO): protein K63-linked deubiquitination
Cellular component (GO): cytosol
Molecular function (GO): cysteine-type deubiquitinase activity; K63-linked deubiquitinase activity
Source: RefSeq, a predicted model, not a curated record
CCGCGCCGAGGGCCCGAACCUCCCUCCUCGCUGUUUACAGUCAACGGAUUUGAACAGCGUCACAAAUUAUUCCUGUUUGCUCUUCCCAACUUUAAACGAACAGUUUCGAACAGUUUCGAGGGAUUAACGUUAAACAUUAGUGCUCACAUAAAGAGUCUGCGAGGUUUGACAAACUGAGACUGUCCUUUUUCCAGCGGAGGAGCGAGAGAAAGGCCGACGCCGUCCUGAAAUGAAACGAAAGGGGAAGUGAAACUAAACUUUAACAACAGAAAGACAAAAGCUGCUCAACAAGUCGAGUUUCCUGCUGCUUCUCCUGGCCUCAGCAACAUGUCGUCAACAGACUACCACUACUUCAUCAUAACAAGAAAACCUGAACACCCAGGACACAUCAACGCGGGUUCAAUAUGUUACAGCUAUCAUUAUAAGUACAGAACAGCUAACUCUUCCCCUAAGUUGUCUGUCUGCUUCCUGGGCUCCCAGUUGUCAUUGGAUUACAACAUAGAGGUGAAGAGCAUGGAGGAGUUGAGUCCAGAGGAAGCCGGGCUGCUGCAGGCUCUGGCUGACGAUGCAGAGAGGCUGCAGUGGUUCAGAGAGAGGAAAGCUCUUCGAACAGCGCUGGGACUCACUGAGGGUGCUGUAGUGAUUGUGGACGAAGGAGGAGAGAAGCUCAGAGGCAUCAUUCGCUACAUCGGAAACCUGACGCAUUCCCAUCCCUUAUCAGGAACUUUCUUUGGCAUUGAACUGCAGGGAGAAGACAGGGGGAAGGGGAGCACAGAUGGGAAGUACCAACAUCAAACCUUCUUCUCCUGCUCAGAAUAUUCUGGCAUUUUUGCCCCAUUCUCCCGAGUCAGGCCUCUCGUUCCCAGCUCCCUGUCGCCCUCCAUCCCUGCGCCCUCCUCACAGCCGGAGGAGCUGGAACCAGGCGAGAGAGUCACCUACUUCAUCGAUGAUAAAUGUCUCCAUGGGAUGGUGUUGAAUGUGCGAGUAGAGAACGGACAAGAUAUUGUUGUGAUCUCCACAGACAAAGAUGAGAAUGGAAAGACGGGGGGCACAGUUGAAGUUCCACUUUCUUCGGUUUUUAAGGGAGAGGUGCCUGCAGAGCCAGAGCGCAUGGACGUCGAUGCACCCCUGUUUGACCCGAACCCUGAUGAUCUGUACGGGGAUCUUCUGAGUGUGAACUCCCUGGUAGAGGUGACUCUGGGUAAAGGCAACGCAUAUGGAAUCAUCCGCUGGAUCGGCAAGCUACCUGAUCGACAGGAUACCAUGGCUGGACUAGAGCUGGAGGAAGACACAGGAGUGAGUGACGGUACCUUUAAAAAGGAGCGUCUCUUCGCUUGUCCCCCGAAGCGAGCUCUGUUUGUGAAGCUUAUCUCCUGCCGUCCUGACUCACGAUUCCAGAGCACAUCGGCCAAACACAGCGAGAUGAUGCCAAAAGAGGACAACGGAGAGAGAGAGACGGAGCACAGCACAGGGAAGCCGGAGACUGUACCUCCUAUAAGCACGGAGCAGGUUAACCAGAUGCUGAUUGGACGAAUGAGGGGGAUCCAAGGCCACUGCAACUCCUGCUACAUGGACGCUGCCCUCUUCAGCUUGUUUUCCUGUUCCUCUGUGUUGGACUCCAUGCUGUUUAAAUCAACAGAACCUCAAGAUGCCCCAAUUCAGAGCACACUGCUCCAUAACAUUGUCAACCCCCUCCGCAGUAAGGGCUUCGUGGAAGGGCGACACAUCAUGAAGCUGCGGCAGCAGCUGCAGAAACACGGCUACAGCCACUCCUUCACCACAGAUGAGAAGGAUCCAGAGGAGUUCCUCACUGUCAUCAUGCAGCACAUUCUUGCACUCGAUCCUCUACUCAAACUCUCCAAGGGUGGGAAAGUGCUCGAGAGUUACUGCUAUCAGGUCUUCUUGGACCAGAACCACAGCCUGGUGCUGCCUACAGUCCAGCAGCUGCUGGAACAUUCUUUCCAUAGUGAAGGACUCAAGCUGGCUGAGGUCCCUUCCUGCCUCAUCCUCCAGAUGCCUCGCUUUGGGAAGAAAUUCAAGAUGUUUGACAAGAUCAUUCCCUCUCUGGAGCUAGACAUCACCGACCUCCUCUCUGAAGGUCCUCAGCAGUGCAUGCUGUGUGGAAACUUGGCGCAGGAAGAGUGCACCGACUGUUUUAAGGAUCCCCUCUUCAGCCAGACGGGAUUCAAAAUCUUCUGCAACACUUGUUCAUCUCAGGUUCACUCUCAUCCUCUGCGUCGCUCCCAUCAGCGAGCUCCCCUGGACAUCCCCAAGGGUUACUUGGGUCACGGGACACCUCACACUCUGACCAGAGACAAACUGGAGCUGUUCGCCGUGCUCUGCAUCGAGACCAGCCACUACGUGUCCUUCAUCAAACACGGACCAAACAGCCAAGACUGGAUCUUCUUUGACAGCAUGGCAGACAGACAGGGAGAGAAAGACGGCUUCAACAUCCCGGAGGUUCACCACUGCCCUGAGGUCGGCAUGUACAUGGAAAUGUCUCCCGCAGAGCUGGCCAAUCAGGUGCCUCGAGACAUGAAAGGUGUGGCUAAGCGUCUCUUUUGCGACGCCUACAUGUACCUGUAUCAGAGCACCAACAUGUGUCUCUAUCGCUGACUCUUCACUGCACUGGAAAACCCCACAGCUUGUGUGUCAAUAGAAGAAAAUGAUUGUUGCUUCCAUUUUUCUGUUUGUUAUUCUUUCAUUAAUGUGUGGAAGUAAAUGCAUUAACAUUUAAAUCGUGUAUAUAUAUAUACGUUUUUAAAUGUUCUUCUUAAAUGUAUACUACAGAUAUAUAUCAUUUUCAGCCUUGGUGGUGCAGGGAAAGUAUUAUGAGGCUUUAAUAAUUUAUAAUAUUGUUUUAUUUCUAUAACGUAUGAAGAAAAAGUACAACCUGACAUCGCUUGCUCAGUAAUUUUGCACUAUAAAGAAAAUCAACAAUCACUGACAUGCGUUGGCAUGUGUUGGCAAAGAUAAAUGACAUGUUGCACUGUAAUAUAAGGAUUUUGUAGUUUACGGUUUCCUUUUGUUUUCUGAUAAUUAUCUUUAAGGGUUAUAUUUACAGUUUUUAUAUGGACAAAAUAAUCCACUAAAGCAGACAACAUAAUAAUGAUUUCUGAGUGGACUGUUGUAAUUUAAAAGCCACUAUACAGGGCUUUUGUAAAUACAGUGUUAAUUUGCUUAAUAGGUUUGCCAUUGUAUCUUAAUGGUUGUGCCUGGACCAGCUACUUUAUAUAUAUAUAUAUAUAUAUAUAUAUAUAUAUAAAAUUUGUUUAGAUUCUUUGGAAUAUUGUAUAUUUGAAAUUAGAAUUUCACCUCAGGAGAGAUUAUAUGUUGCUUUUUGGUAUGAAAUGCACUUUUGCAUCUUUCAUUAUCCUAAUUGAUGUUUGGGACAACAGUACGGUGAAUUACAAGGUUGGGAAAACUGCACUUAAAUGGCUGCGUAUGGGUCCUGGCUAAUAGUCAUUUCCAUUGACAAUAUACUGCAUGUUUAUUGUUAAUUGUACUGGCUCUGAUAAAGAGUACAAUGAAUAAAGACUUCUUUUUACUUUGA